Messenger RNA from Leptopilina boulardi, 2420 nucleotides. RefSeq lists its product as uncharacterized. NCBI's taxonomy places the organism in Eukaryota, Metazoa, Arthropoda, Insecta, Hymenoptera, Figitidae. The coding region runs from base 314 to 2260 and encodes 648 amino acids. The transcript is spliced from 7 exons. The record is from RefSeq and is a predicted model, not a curated record.
CUUAUUAUAUAGAAACUUGUCAAGUUUUCUUAUACCUGCUUUGAAAUCCAUAAUAGCAGCCCCCUCAAGUCAGCAAUUAGUUUUGCAUUCAGCAUUUAGUCGCAGUCGUGUUCAGUCGUGUCACACAUUUAACCCUCGUGCCAUAACAAAGUUUUACAAGUUUAUUUUUAUUGAGUGUCGAAAAGUGCAUCAAAUGUGUUACAAAGUGCAAUUUUUACAAAAAAAAAAAAAUCAAAUAAUUUACUGAUUUUUUCAUAAUUUAUAUUUUUGAAUCAAAAAAAUUUUCUGAAAGCAAGUUCUUUUGUGACUAAACAUGUCAUCGAGUGCAUCGUGGAUUAAAAAUAACAUGUUGGGAAAAAACUCAAAAUCUCCUAAACGUGUGAUGUCGGAAGCUGAAAUGAGAGUCCAAAAAGCAUUGCAAAAAUUGGAAAUACCAGAAUGGUAUCUUAAUAAACAUUCUAAGGCACCGAAAAUUCUUAAAAAUGAUACUCCCAUCGAUUAUAGACAACCCUCAUGGAAGAAAGGUGGUUCGAAGCAAAUUAUUCCUGAACCUCGUCGUACCGAAGAUAAUGCCGAUCCAACUCGUGUUUAUAGUAGAGAUACAAAAAUUGUAAACUCCAAAAAUGAAACAUCAUAUUUGACAAAUAAAACAAAUUCACGGACAAUAAUUGAAAAUCAAAAAAAUAUUUUAACAUCAAAAUGUAAAAAAUCCGAACAAGAGCCAAUUACAUUGGAGAAAUUACAACCAAUUGAUAUUAGCGAUUAUAAUAAUCAAUUGUUGUCAUCAAAAGAAGAUGAAUGUAACGAUGAGAAUUCGCAACAAAAAACAAAAUUAGGAAACAAAAGUAAUAGUUAUCCAAAAAUUUCUCCAUCAAGAAAAAUUCAAAACAUUAAUAUUGUUCUUGAUUCAUCGCCAAAUUCUGGAUCAUCAUCACCAUCAUCGUCAUCUUCAUCUUCAUCACAAUUGAAGAAAAUUCCAAAUUUGGACAUUAAUUCAAAUAUGAAUUCAGAAAUUGACAGAAUGACGGAGAAUUUUGAAAGUACAUUUGGAUUAAAUGAUUCUGAAAUUGAUAAAUGUAUAACUCCAAUUAAUGAUAAAACUAAUCAAUCUUCAUAUUUUAAUUCAUCAUUGGUGAAUGUUAUUUCACCAAAACCAUUUAUUAAAAAAAUUGGUACACCAUUUAUGACUCCAGUUUCUGAAUUUAAAAUUCCACAAUUAUCAACGCCUGAUACGGUAAAAAAACGUGGUUUCUACACAAGUACAUUGGAGAGACCAUCGCCAUUACGUCCAAAUCCAAUGAUAAAUCGGGAACAAAAUUUUGGACUCGAUAUUUCAAUACCAUCGACUUGCGAUACAACAGCCACUUCCUGUAUGUCAACUAAAGCAAGAAAUGGCAAUGAAUCAGGAAAAAUAAGAAAAGAUUAUUUGAAUUCAACAUAUUGGAUUGGCGAAGUGAAGCCAGCUGGUAUGGAUUGCAAUAAAGCUUGUGAAGAAUGUGGAUCAAAAUUGCCUCGAUUUUAUGCAGUUGUGACAAAAACGAAACGUUUAAUGAAUAACUUGAGACAUGAGAAGAAAUCAAUUAUUGAAUUUAAUGAAAAGAAGUUAAAGGAGAUGAUGACAAAAGAAACUGAAACUGAAAUUGACAGUGUCAGUGUCAGCGGAACUGAAAGUGGAAGCGUAAGUGAAAGUGAUAAUGAAUCAUCAAAUUCAGCAGCCUCACUCUCAUCAAUGUCAUUGUCCUAUAAGGGCUCAGAAAUUGGUACUGCAAAAGUACCGGCAACAUCAACAUUAAAAAGUAAUAUCCGAAGUCCAUUCACAAAAAAAUCCACAACUACCACCAAUAAAUCAACAAUCGUGAAAAAUGAUGUUCAUUGGAUUCCCGUGAAACAAGAAUUCAUUGACAGGACAAAUAAUAUUUUAAAUAUGAAUCAAGAAGAAAUUGAAAUGUUUCGUCGAACAUCGAGUGUAAAUUCAAAUUCAAUACCAGAAAAAAUGAGUCACAUUAUACCAGCGACAAAAAUUGAUAAAAAUUUACAAACAUUUGAAACACAACAACUUGAGUCGAUGAAAAAAUUUUUAAAACACGAAGAAAACGCAAUUUUAGAAUCGGGGUAUUCAAGUCGUUCCCUAAAAUGUAAUGAUUCAUUAUUUGAUUCUUUUGCCUCAAGUAGAACAUGGUUUGAAGAUUCCGUGUCCGACGAUACUGAAAGUGAUUAUUCAUUUUCUCUAAAGGGACGACGAGCAAUGAAAAAAUAUUGAAAUUAUUCUCCAAUAUACGAAAUCUGAUUAAUUUAAAUUGUAACAUAUUUGUAUAGAGUAAUUGUAAAAAUCAAUUUUUUUUUUUUUUUUUAUUAGAAAAGACAAAAUUAAUGAAAAAAAUAAUUUCUGAAUUAUUGACAAAAAAAAAAAGAUAUAAUUA